AUGAAAGAAAAAGAAAAACGAAAAAAAAAGAAAAAAAGAAAAAAGGAAAAGAAAAGGGAGAGAGCGAAAAACAGAGGCGGAUUCCAAAGCGAACCCAAAAUCAAAAUCCAUAAAUCGGGCGGAAUCCGUGCGGAUCCCUGGAUUCCCUUAAAAACGCUUCAGAACAAUUCUUCUCUUCAUUUACCCCGCUCUCUCCACAACACAAACAGAGAGAGAGAGAGAGAGAGAGAGAUUUCGUCACCGAAAGACAGGGUUUUUCUAGGGUUUCAAUUGAAAGAGGGAGGAUCUGAUACAAUGGAGGAGAAAGAGCUGGAAGACCAGCUCGUUGAAGCCGGGACUAAGCUCUUCGAGAGCCCGCCGUCUGCUGUCGACGAGCUUCUUAAUCUCCUCAACCAAGUUGAGAGUUGCUUAUUGAGGGUGGAACAAUCACCAUCUAAGUCAAUGUUGACUGCCCUUCACCCAUCAAUGAAGGCAUUGGUUGCAAAAGAGAUUUUGAGACAUUCAGAUAUGGAUGUGAAAGUUGCAGUAGCAUCUUGUAUCAGUGAGAUCACGAGAAUAACUGCACCAGAUGCUCCAUACGAUGAUGAUUUAAUGAAGGAGAUUUUUCAGAUCAUAGUCACAGCAUUUGAGAAGCUGCAUGAUAUGUCUGGUGCUUCAUAUUCUAAGAGGGUUUCUAUUCUCGAAACUGUGGCAAAGGUUAGGUCAUGUGUUGUGAUGCUAGACCUCGAAUGUGAUGCUUUGAUUCUUGAGAUGUUCCAUCAUUUUCUCAAAGCAAUAAGGGAAAGCCAUCCAGACAAUGUUUUUUCCUCCAUGGAGACCAUUAUGACCCUUGUACUUGAGGAGAGCGAAGAUAUUUCAUCAGAGCUGCUCUCGUCCCUCUUAAGUAGUGUGAAAAAUGAAAAUAAGGAUGUUUCACCCAUUGCUCACAGAUUAGGAGAGAAAGUAAUUGGUAACUGUGCUGCAAAGCUGAAGCCGUACAUGAUGCAAGAAGUUCAAUCUGGAAGUAUAUCAUUGAGUGACUACUGUAAAAUUGUUGCGUCUAUUUGUGAAGAGACACUUGAUGCUCCGGAUCGUAAUGAUUUAAACGCUUCUGGUCAACAUCUGGCAGAUGAGAACAAACUAUCCAUGAAGAACGAGUCUGAUGUGCUACCUCAGUUGUCUGUUGAUCAGGGGCCUGAGAAGCUGGAGCCAGAGGCUUGCCCUGGAGAAAUUGAUCCUCCGUUGGAUAAAUCAUCAACAGCAGUGAUGAGCAAUGGUACUAUUCAGACAGCGGAUGAUGGUUCCUUAAUCGAUGCAGAAUCUCCUGGAAAGAAGCUGGAACAUUCUCAUGAUAGUAGCCAAUCCAAAAUUACUGUUGCUACAACAAAAGAUGAGACUGACCAUCUGGAAUCCUCAAAACCAGAACCAGUGCCGGAUCAAUCUAUUAAGAAAACAAGAACUCGGAAAACUAGUUCAUUAACACAUUCAACAGAGACAUCUGAUGAUUCUCUAAUGGAGUCUGAAAAGGUAGCUCCAGAACUUCCAAAGAGAAAAAAGGGUCGCAGCAAGGAAGCUGAUAAUUCACUUUCUGAAGGUCCAUCUAUCAAGGAGGCAACUUUGCCAUUAGAAAAUGAAAAGAAGCCUGAAGUUUUAUCGUCUGCAAGAUCAGUUGAUGAAAUUGCAAGUGUUGCUUCACCAUCCUCAAAUCCAAAUCAGAGCGUACCUGAAGGUACUCGUCCCAGAAGGGGCCGCCCUAUGUCAAAGAAGAAAGGCGGUGCAAAUGCAGAAGCUGAUCUGCCUGGUUUGCCUUCAGAACCAAAGGGAGCCUUAUUAAAUGAUCAGACUGCAGAUGAUGCACCACAAUCUACGGAUAUUAUGUCAAAGAAGGAACCGGAUGGUAACAGUGAUGUGGAAGCUAAAUUACCUAAACAUUCAGGUAAAAAGGCAGAUGCCGGGAAUGUCAAUGAGGAUGAAAAGCAGCCAUCUGAAGAUACUGGCUCAAAAAAAGAUCCUGAGGGAAUGAGUGAUUCAGAAGAGAAACCAUUGAAGCGCUUUAGCAAGGUGCGUGCAGGGAAUGCGACAGGGGGUGAGUCAUCUGUAAAGCAGCCGGGAGAUAAGACAAAACGGCGAAAGGGAACUCCCACUACUGACAAAAGUAUAACUGGAGAAUCCAGUCAGAAGAAAUUGGUUUCUUCACCCAAGGGUUCUAGAAAGGCAUCAAUAGAUGAUCAGGAAAUUCUGAAGACAAAAUCCAAGCGAAGUCGUGUUCCAGUGACAGAAAAGACAGCUGAAGGUCCUGGUGAAAACCUUGUUGGCUCUAAGAUUAAGGUCUGGUGGCCAGAGGAUAAGACGUAUUAUCAAGGUGUUGUUGCUUCAUUUAACCCAGUUGACCAUAAGCAUGAGGUUUUAUAUGAUGAUGGUGAUAAGGAGAACUUGCUGCUCACAAAAGAGAAAUGGGAGUUAAUUGAAGGUGACAGUGCACUGGAUGAGGAACAAGCAACUGAUGUUCAAAGUCCUGAUGCUUCUGAAAUGCGGCGGCAGAAGAAAGCAAAAACAAGUUCAGAUUCUUCAUCCAAGCUAGGAAAGACAGAUGCACCAUUAAAAAGGGGAGGAGCUUCAGCAAGCAAAUUGAAGGAUGUUGGUCCAAAAGCAAGCAAUAAAUCCAAGGGCGAUGUUACUAAAUCUGGCGGUAAACAGAAGGGUGAUGAAGGUAAGCUUGCCAGCAAAUCUGAAGACGGUGCCCCCAAAAGUGGCAGUAAAUCCAAGGGCGACACUCCUAAAGCUGGUGUUCGAUCCAAGGACGAAACUAGCAGUAAAUCUAAGGAUGACACGCCUAAAGCAGACAGAAAAACCAAGGACGAUUCGCCCAAGACUAGCCGCAAAUCGAAGGAUGACACUCCCAAAGUGGGGAGCAAGCCCAAGGAUGAAGCUCCUAAAGCAGGCAGCAAAUCCAAAGACGAAGCUCCUAAAGCGGGCAGCAAAUCCAAGGACGAAGCUCCUAAAGCAGGCAGCAAAUCCAAGGAUGAAGCUCCUAAAGCAGGCAGCAAAUCCAAAGACGAAGCUCCUAAAGCAGGCAGCAAAUCCAAAGACGAAGCUCCUAAAGGGGGCAGCAAAUCCAAGGACGAAGCUCCUAAAUCAGGCAGCAAAUCCAAGGAUGAAACUCCUAAAGCUGGCGGCAAAUCCAAGGACGAAACUCCUAAAGCAGGCCCUAAAUCCAAGGACGAAACUCCUAAAGCAGGCCCUAAAUCCAAGGACGAAACUCCUAAAGCAGGCCCUAAAUCGAAUGACGACACUCCUAAAGCUGGUGGGAAACCAAAAGUUUCUACUACUAAAACAAGCAGCAAAUCUAAUGCAAAUGGUGCAUCUACAAAGGGGAAAUCGGUUCAGUCAAAGGCAAAGGAAAGUGAGGACACCACCAAAGGGAAAUCUGGUUCGUCGGCAAAAGCACAAGAAAGCGAGUCGAAGAGUGGGAAGAAGCGAAGGAGAGGGCUCCAAGGUUAAUUUACUCAAGAGGCCUAACCGAUCAAGUGGAAGAGAUGCCAUCUGUCUCCUAUGAUCCUCUCAGGUAAAUAUGUCUCUAUUUAAUCCUCUCCUUUCCUUUUUCCUACAUGUUUUUGGCUCGGCGGUGUGUAUCUGUUGGCACAGCUGCACUCUGCCUUCACUGGCCCAAGCGUUUCGCACUGUCAAUGCUGACAUUCCAAGAACCAUGGCUAGUGACAUGGGAUUCAUUUGAUGGGUUUAAAAUGAUGAAUUGGGGGUCUUGUAAGGUUGGGCAUUCUAUGUUAGGUCAUGUGUUUUGAGAUGCGAAUCAUAUGUAGUACAGAGCUUGGGAGUAGAUUGUCUUUGAUGUUUUUUCCUCA
This is a messenger RNA of Magnolia sinica, 3839 nucleotides long. RefSeq names its product sister chromatid cohesion protein PDS5 homolog C-like. Gene Ontology annotation, biological process: DNA repair; mitotic sister chromatid cohesion. The record is from RefSeq and is a predicted model, not a curated record. Gene Ontology annotation, cellular component: nucleus; chromatin. Lineage: Eukaryota; Viridiplantae; Streptophyta; Magnoliopsida; Magnoliales; Magnoliaceae. Bases 1 to 3480 code for a protein of 1159 amino acids. The transcript has 16 exons.